Messenger RNA from Rosa rugosa (rugosa rose), 1011 nucleotides. Its product is annotated as probable LRR receptor-like serine/threonine-protein kinase At1g56140. The record is from RefSeq and is a predicted model, not a curated record. Gene Ontology annotation, molecular function: protein binding. NCBI's taxonomy places the organism in Eukaryota, Viridiplantae, Streptophyta, Magnoliopsida, Rosales, Rosaceae. The transcript is spliced from 10 exons. The coding region runs from base 293 to 958 and encodes 221 amino acids.
UCUUUACUUAAUGCAGUUUCGAUCUGUUUCUUGUGUCUUUGCAGGAGAGUCUAUGCUCUGGACAAAACAGGAGUGCUACCUGAAGAACUUGUGGCUUUGAAAUAUCUUACUUUUUUGUAUGAAUUACUCGCUUCUUUGUUGUCUGGUGUAUUGAAGAUUUGAAAUUGACGAUCAUAUAUAAUGAUGGCUGCAUUUCAGUUUCGAAUUAAAAUUGUUGUCGACAAAUUCAAUUUUUUGUAGCAAAAUCGAUCAGAACUUUUUCACCGGUCCCCUACCAGCAUGGAUUGGCAAUAUGUCUGAGUUGACUACGUUGUCGAUUGCCCACAAUGACUUCUAUGGACCCAUCCCCAAGGAGCUUGGAAACCUUAAGAAACUAAAUCUGCUGUCCUUUGGAAUAAAUAAUUUCUCUGGAACACUGCCUCCAGAACUUGGUAAUUUAGUCAAUCUUGAAGAGCUUUACAUAAACAGCUGUGGACUUGGUGGUGAAAUUCCUACAACAUUUGCGAAACUUCAAAAAAUGCGAAUCCUAGGGGCAUCAGACAGUCCUUUCUCAGGAAAGAUACCGGAUUUCAUAGGGAGUUGGACAAAGCUAACCUCCUUGAGAUUUGAAGGGAAUUCUUUUGAAGGCCCAAUACCAAGCAGUUUUUCUCAGUUGACCUCAAUGAAUUCUCUACAAAUCAGUGAUAUCUAUAAUGUGAGCUCCUCUCUUGACUUCAUAAGGAAUUUGAAGAAAUUGACUGAUUUAGCUCUCCGAAAUGCAUUAGUCACUGGCCGCAUCCCCUCUGAUAUUAGAGAAUAUCAAAGUUUAAAUAUACUGGAUUUGAGUUUCAACAAUAUAACAGGUCAACUCCCAAGUGACUUGUUCAACAUGAGUUCUCUCACAUCCUUAUUUCUUGGAAAUAAUAGUUUGUCUGGAGUUCUGCCUAGCCAAAAGAGUGAUCGUCUUCAAACCAUGUAAGUCAUGAUGUCAUAAAAGCAUGUUCUAUUGAAUCCAUCAGAAAUUUAAACUUG